GCACUUGUCAGUGUGCCAGCAGGUCAGUGUGUUUCCCAGCCGCCGUCAGACUGACUGGAAUAGCGCACAGACUUAUGUUUCUAUUUGUGACACGGACUCGUUUAUGGAUAAACAGCGCGGAAGAGCGUGAUUCGGUGAACGGACGCGCUCCGGUUCUUUUUCAAGGUACGGCAGACGGCAGGUUCGCUCAAGUAGUGCAGGAAUCACGCAGCCAUUGAAACCGGUUUACUCGUCUUUGCCUAGCUCAACAACAGCUGAAUAACAUGCCAAAAAGUCGUUUAAUGUGCAUUUAAAAGUGGUAAGUUGUGUUUGCGCUCGUCUUGUUGCGUUAUGACGUCAUACCAGCAGGUAUAGGACUCCAGGCUGGUGUAACAGUGUAACAGAGGUGAUAAAUUACAGUGACAGGUUGAGGGUCGGGUCCGAUUUGUUUUGAUAUGACGUCAUGGCCCUUGUUGCAUGACCUCACAGAGGUCAGUUCCGGGAGGAAUGAGUUAUGAGCAGUCUUACUAAGAAGACACUGUUUAUUAACAAUCCUGGCAAUAAGCUGUCUUUUGGUAAUAGAGAUCUGAACGAUGCCUUCAUCAGCCUCUACGACGAGUCCAUCAGGAGAGGGAUGUACGCAGACACGGACAGACACCCGUCACCACGGGACAGAAUGACACUGAGACUCGGGAACCAUGAGGAUCCUGCCUCGGACGUCCGUCUGGACCCGCGCACAUCUCCUGUCACCGGCUACCUCCAAACCAGCAGAACAGAAGACCGCACAAACCCUGCCGCAGACGUCUACCACGGUACGGAGCGUCUGCUCGGCAUCCGGAGAGCGCCCUGGUCCAGCGCUGCCAGACACCGAUUCGAGCUGAUCACCGAGCUGGGACCCGAGGAGGUCCGGUGGUUUUACAGAGAGGACAAAAAGACAUGGAAGCCCUUCAUGGGACACGACUCUCUCAGGAUAGAGAUCAUGUAUCGCAGGUUAAACCAGGAAAGGAGCCGCGGCGGAGAGGAGAUCCCUGAUGGUCUUGAUGGAGGUCAGUCGCCGCUGGAGACCAGCGCUGACACCGCUGUAGAAGCAGUGUGUGUCCGAGGAGGACUCUAUGAAGUGGAUGUGAGGAAUAAAGAGUGCUAUCCAGUGUACUGGAAUCAACAGGAUCGUAUCCCUGUCAUGAGAGGCCAGUGGUUCAUUGAUGGCACAUGGACGCCUGUAGAGGAGGAUGAGAGCGACCUCAUUGAGAAAGAACACCUGGCGUGUUUCCGAGGACAACAGAUACAGGACGCUUUUGAGACUGACACGCUGGCCAAGACUGUGGACAGAAAAGAUGUUCUUUCCCAUUUCCCCCCAUUCUACCUCGCCUUUCUAUUCAAAUGGAGUGGAUAUCAGACGAGUGCUAAAAGUCACAAGCGAAAGCGAUGCCAAGCCCUUCACAGUCUGCAGCUGAGCCGCAAUCAUGUGGACUGGUACAGCGUGGAUGAGGUGUAUCUGUAUAGUGACGCCACCACGUCUAAGAUCGCACGCACUGUCACGCAGAAGCUGGGCUUCUCUAAAGCCUCCAGCAGUGGCACCAGACUGCACCGCGGCUUCGUGGAAGAGGCCUCGCUGGACGAUAAACCCCCUCAGACCACACACAUUGUGUUUGUGGUCCACGGCAUUGGACAGAAGAUGGACAAGGAUCGUAUCAUCAAAAACACUGGCAUGCUGCGGGAAGCUGUGAGGAAGAUGGAGGAGAAGCACUUUGCUGAGCAGACAGAGGAACAUGUGGAGUUCCUGCCGGUCGAGUGGCGCUCUAAACUGGCUUUAGACGGCGACACAGUGGAGUCAAUCACACCGGAUAAAGUGAGAGGCCUGAGAGAUUUACUCAACAGCAGCGCCAUGGACAUCAUGUACUACACCAGCCCUCUCUACAGAGACGAGAUCACUAAAGGUUUGACGCAGGAGCUGAACCGCCUCUAUUCUCUCUUCUGCUCACGAAACCCUCAGUUUGAGAGCAGCGGCGGCAAAGUGUCCAUCAUCUCCCACUCGCUGGGCUGCGUGAUCACCUUUGAUAUCAUGACAGGCUGGGAUCCUGUGCGCUUCUGUCUGCAAGAACACCAGGAUCAGCUGGAGGGAGAAGAUUUGCACUGGACCACUAAUGACGAGCGCCACCUGCUGGAGGACGUGCAACUAGCCAGACGGAGGUUACGAGAUCUGCAAGAUCAGCUUCAGGGCCUGAAGGCAUCAAAACCUGCACCCUUCCCUACAUUACAGUUUAAGGUGGAGAACUUCUUCUGCAUGGGUUCUCCUCUGGCUGUGUUUCUGGCUUUGAGAGGCAUCCGGCCCGGAAACACCGGCGACCAGGACCACAUCAUGCCCAAAUCCAUCUGCCGGCGCCUCUUCAACAUCUUCCACCCGACAGAUCCCGUGGCCUAUCGACUGGAGCCUCUCGUUUUAAAGCACUACAGCAAUAUCGCACCUGUGCAAAUACACUGGUGUAACACCAUCAGCCCCACCCCGUACGAUGAGAUCAGACCCACAUAUCUGAACACGAGUAAGAGCGCAGCGUCCGACACGGAGAACGGCUCCAGCCCCUGCAGCUCACCUGUACUGACCAGGACACACUACGGAGAGUCCAUCACCAGCCUGGGCAAGGCCAGCAUUCUGGGCGCCGCUAGUAUCGGGAAGGGCAUCGGCGGGAUUUUAUUCUCUCAUUUCUCUCGAUCGCCCAGCCUGCCGUCAGCCGUGGAUUCUGGGAUGGGUGACAGUGAGGACAGCCAAAGCACUUUUACAUUUUCAGCCAUGUCUCCAUCCUCUUCCUCCUCUUUAUUCGAUGCAGCAGUUGAGAUGGAGCACCGCAUCGACUACGAGCUUCGGGAGGGUUUGGUGGAGAGCCGCUAUUGGUCAGCUGUGACCUCACACACGGCCUACUGGACGUCCCAUGACGUCGCCCUGUUCCUCCUGACCUUCAUAUACAAGCAACAGAGCACAGUCCAGACAGAAAACACCAGUCCCAUGUAGCACAGACAGCACUUUCCACAAUCAAGACUGUUGUCGUCCUGUCCGCUCUGGGUCUCUAGGACACUUCAAAGAACACUUGAUGCCUCUGAGUUUCCUAAGCCUUCCCAGACGGACAGAGACUAUGCAAAACCUGCAGCUCCCAACCUCAUUAUUGAGAAAACCUAAUAUUUUUGAUAUACUGUAAGAAGUCCAAAGAAUGCACCUGAGAAUAUGCAGCAGACAUGCACAGUUUAGGACCAUGCAGAGCUAAGGGUCAAAUAGAGUUCUUUAUUUAGUCAGCAGCACAUAAUUAUGGAGGAUUGUUUCCACCAUGGAAUAAAAAAUGAGGUAAUUCCGGGUUUUUAUCUCACAAUUGUGAGUUUAAUGUAUACAGUAUAUCACUAAUGCAAGUUAUAAACUUUUACAUCUUUACAGUUUACAUCUCACGAUUCCGAUUUGUUUUUUUUUUGCGAGUUGUGAGAUGUAAAUUCAGAAUUGCAAUAAAGUCACAAUUACCUUUUUUAUUUUUAUUCUGUGGUGGAAACACGCUUUCAUAGACAAUAAACCCCUGAUAACGGCUGGCACUUGUUUAAAUAUGUGCGUGAGAGAUUGUUUUUGAAAUUUUUGUUUUGACUUGAAGGAACAAUGUCUGUUUAAUGCAAUAAGAAGCACAACUAAUUGUAUAUUGUUCAAAAAAAGAAAAAAAAAUGUUUAUGCGGAAGGGUACUUGAGGGUUCUUUGUUAUGCCCUCACAACUACAUUGUGAUGUGGUUUGACCUUAUUUAUUUAUGUUACUGAUGCAGCACACAUGAUUAUGAAUCAUGAUGGACAGAUAAUAAAACUUGCUGAAGCCAGAGUUUAUAGCCAAA
Molecule: messenger RNA, 3834 nt
Organism: Cyprinus carpio (common carp)
Lineage: Eukaryota; Metazoa; Chordata; Actinopteri; Cypriniformes; Cyprinidae
Product: phospholipase DDHD1-like
Cellular component (GO): cytoplasm
Molecular function (GO): glycerophospholipase activity; metal ion binding
Source: RefSeq, a predicted model, not a curated record